GUGAGAGUGGAGCCUCGUGUCAAAUUAGCGCAACGGGUACUUGAGCUGUUUACGAGCAACAGAGUUUAGGAAACAAGAUAGUUAGACAACAAUGUAGGUUUUAAACUCCACACUGGAAUAUAAUGGCAAGAGAAAACACUGUUAGGUGAUGGUGGUAGUUUGUUCUCUUGGUACUAAUGGAACACUUCGAGCAGAAACAGGUCGUCACCGCUAGCCAAAGAGGCUACAAUGGUUCGUUAGCAAUGUCAAGUCAUAAUCUUCCGCCGGUGCGGCAUCUGCCACAAUGGACCCGGGUCGGGCGCCUCGGGAAGCCUUGCUCGCCUCAGCGUUUACCUCCAAACAAACUGCAGCCACUGCCUGUCGUCCCUCCAGCUGACAAACGAGUGUGGAGGGCAGCAGAGGUGUCCUCUCACAGCGACACGGACCCCCACGUCGCGUCCAUGCGGAGGAAUAUCCAGUUCCUUCAGCAGCAACACAAGGACACUCUCGAGAAGCUCCAUGCAGAGAUAGAGUAUCUCAGACGGGAGAAUAAAGAGUUGCAGUUUAAGAUGAUAAUGGAGCCUCCCAAGUCCUGUAGAAAAGGAGUGACACAAAGUCGGCGAGGCAUCAGACCCCCCAUUCAGGGAAGUGAAGCCCGUACGGGACUCUACCUGGAGGAGACGCUGCAGGACACUCGACCCUCACAGGACCAAGCACUGAGCCUUGGAGAUGGCAGCGACAUUCUGGGAUGUGCCAGGCAGGAGCCCAGCCUAGAGGUGAAGGGGGGGCUCAUCACCUCAUUACAACCUCUACGAAUCCACAGCAACCCCUCCCAUCCGCCGCGAGCCCCCACCCUGCAGGAAUGUGAGGUCAUCAUUCGGCAGCUCUACAACGCUAACAGCUUACAGUCUCAGGAAAUCAUACGUGUGAAGUCGUUGCUGAGAGAUAUUGUUUUGAGCAAAAAAAUCACCCCAGAGAACUACAUCCUGACAAAGGCCUUCCUUGUGGACGGAACCUGCAAAGUCACAAAAGAAAAGACAUUUCCGAAACUUGGUCUUCAAACAUUUCCCGAAAAGCCGUCCGGACCCUCUCACUCUGGGGUGGUCCUCCCUGCCCUGAAACAGAGCCUCAGCAACAGCAUCGCAGACAGACAGAGGAGGACCCGUGCUGUGCAGAGAGACCGCUUCAAAAGGACGGUGCACUGACAGGAUCCCCAGUACACAUCCAGUACACUGUUAUCCACCACCAUAUAAAGUAUUUCUGUCCUAUCAUAUUUUCUUUUAUAAUUGUUCUCAUGAAGGACCGCUUACAUGAAAAGAUAAACAUAGUUUUUCAUUCUGCACACAAACAGAAAAGGAAAUAAAGUCACAAAUGCAGUGUUGUCCUGGUAA
Messenger RNA from Gymnodraco acuticeps, 1370 nucleotides. RefSeq names its product coiled-coil domain-containing protein 74B-like. The transcript has 7 exons. NCBI's taxonomy places the organism in Eukaryota, Metazoa, Chordata, Actinopteri, Perciformes, Bathydraconidae. The coding region runs from base 177 to 1184 and encodes 335 amino acids. The record is from RefSeq and is a predicted model, not a curated record.